AUGCUCCAUCUACGCACCGCAGCGCAAACAGCAACAUCGUCCCUGAACAAGCGCCUCCUCACCAUGCAGAUCACCACAAAGGCGGGCAGCGCAGCCUCGGCAGGCGCAAGGCAUUCCAUCCUCAACUUGCCUCUCGUACCUCCCCAGCAGAGGCUCACCCUCAACCUCCUCCCGGACCCCGUCGCGCCCAGCCCUGCGGCCCUCAUUGGUGCGCCCGAGUCGUCCCCUUCGCUCGUGCGUCGGGCCAGGCCGGUCCUACAGGGCUCCCACUUUUCCUACCUCUCGCCGCUCCCGCUCUCGUUCCCCUACGAGUUCCCCGCAGAGGAGGCGGAAGAGGCAGAGUCGCUCGGGAACAAGCUGGAACGCGAAAUCGAACAGGAGCAGAACGACGCCAACAAGGAUGCCGAGCUGACCGAGGAGCAACAGCAGGCAAAGGAGCUCGAGGCGCACAGGAAGAGGAUGCGGCAGAUCGAGGUCAUGAUGCAGCGGUACGAGGUCCAGCCCUCGAGCGUCGGUGGCGGUGCGAGCGCGGGGUCUACAUCCAAGCUCGAGGGUCACCUACCUCCUGGGAGGCUCGGACAGCAUUUCCCCUCAGCCAGGCUCCUCUCGAUUUCACCCGCUGCCCUCGAGGAUUGCCUGCCGCACCUCGACAUCGGAGACAGCCUCGAGUGGAUCAAGUCGCAGCACGGCAGGGCAAGACCGGAGAGCUACAGCUCCGGACCCAUGGCCUCGCCUCCGAGCUCAGAUGCGGCAAAGGCGCGCUUCGAGCUGAGCGACUUGCUCUCCGGACGGCUCAUCGGAGCCCAGCUGGCCGGCAACGGCAAUGGCCAGUCGGCAGACAAGGACGCGCAGGUCGGCACCGGAACGGCCUACCUGGCUCACAAGGAAGCCGUCGAAAAGGGAGCGGCAAAGGACGAAACCGAUCAGGAAAGGAUCGAGAGGCGGAUCGGCGAGCUAGAAGAGCGCAGGCGGCAGGGCGACGAUGUUGGCUACGCCCCGUGGUCGCUCUGCUACGCUGGUCACCAAUUCGGCUCCUGGGCCGGUCAGCUCGGCGAUGGGCGGGCCAUCACUCUACUUGAGACGAAGGACCCAACCACUGGCGAGCGAUGGGACAUUCAGCUGAAGGGCGCUGGCCGAACGCCUUACUCGCGCUUCGCUGACGGCCUCGCCACCUUGGGCAGCAGCGUCCGCGAGUUCUUGGGAAGCGAAGCCAUGGGCGCGCUUGGCGUGCCGACGAGCCGAGCGCUGGCCGUCGUCAGCAUCCCGGACCUCAAGGUGCUGCGCGAAAGGAUCAACGGCGCCGCCAUCACCACGAGGCUUUGCCCUUCGUGGCUGAGGAUCGGCUCCUUUCAGAUUCACAGCUCUCGCUCCGAGUGGGAGUCGUCCCGGAUGCUCGGCGAGUAUGUGGCGCGCGACCUUUUCGGCUGGACCGACGUCGUUAAGGGCGGGUCCAUCGAAGCUGCCGAUGCGGCAUCCGGCGUGGAGCGGAAGCCGUGGGCGCGACGGCUGAUCGAGGAGGUGGCACGCCGCAACGCCCGCACCAUCGCCCUGUGGCAGGUCAACGGCUUCAUGCACGGCGUGAUGAACACCGACAACAUCUCGCUGCUCGGCCACACCAUCGACUAUGGCCCGUACGCAUUCAUGGACAUCUUUGACGAGGGGCAGAUCUGCAACCACUCAGACGGCGAGGGACGCUACGCGUACCGCCUCCAGCCGACCAUGGGUGUGUUUGCGAUCCGCGAGCUGGUCAACGCUCUUGCUCCCCUGGUCGGCUUCGAGAUCCAAGAGGGCAGGGCGCCGGCCCCGGGCGACCUGCUGCGGCUCAAGUCGGACGAGAUCAACGCUCUCAAGAAGCUCGCUCGCGAGCAGGCUUCCGAGGAAAUCGAGACGACGUUCACCUCGACGCUGAUGGACGAAUGGAAGAGGGGCUGGGCCAAGCGGCUCGGCCUGCAAGAUGCCGGGUCCGAAGAUGGCAAAGGCCGCCUCAUCGAGCCGCUGCUCGCCGCACUGGCCGACCUCGACUUUCCCACGACGCUGCGCAGCCUGUGUCGCCUGCCUGCGUUUCUCAAGGCGCACGGCCUCAGCGGCGCUAUCAUCGAGGGCGACAGCGACAUGGAGGCGCGACUCAAGGAGGUGCUGCGCGACUUUGCGCUGGGAGACAAGGCCCAGGGGCGAGAGGGCCUGUACGACGAGAAGGUGGUGCCCGAGUAUAUGCGGUCGGCCAAGAUGGACCAGUUCCGACCCUGGCUGCUCGACUACGCCAAGCGCCUGCUCCAGGAGGGCAGGGAUGGCGACCAAGUCACGGCCGAGAUGAAGAAGGCCAACCCACGCUUCGUCCUGCGGAACUGGGUCACGACCGAGGUGGUCGAGAAGCUCGAAAAGGACAACGAUACCGAGGCGCUUGAGCGCGUGCUGCAGAUGUGCAUCCGACCCUUUGAAGACUGGGGCCUCCCGGCGGAGGGUAAGAGCGAGGAACAGGUCAGCGAAGAGGCGCGCCUGUGCUCGAUUGGGCGAUCUUUGACGGGCAACCUGCCCUCGUGCUCCUCGUAG
Messenger RNA from Pseudozyma flocculosa PF-1, 2550 nucleotides. RefSeq lists its product as uncharacterized. NCBI's taxonomy places the organism in Eukaryota, Fungi, Basidiomycota, Ustilaginomycetes, Ustilaginales, Ustilaginaceae. The record is from RefSeq and is a predicted model, not a curated record. The coding region runs from base 1 to 2550 and encodes 849 amino acids. The transcript has 6 exons.